Mastomys coucha (southern multimammate mouse) is the source of this 1169-nucleotide messenger RNA. It is a transcript of the gene Znf414, whose product is annotated as zinc finger protein 414. Bases 122 to 1060 code for a protein of 312 amino acids. The transcript has 6 exons. The record is from RefSeq and is a predicted model, not a curated record. NCBI's taxonomy places the organism in Eukaryota, Metazoa, Chordata, Mammalia, Rodentia, Muridae.
AGAGCUGAGAAGCGGAAAAAUGGCGCCGUCGUGAGCGUGAGCCCGUGUCGCCGAGAAAGACGCCCCUGCUGGAGCCAGAGCCCCCGAAGGCACGGGAACCAGACGUGUAACUGAGUAGAGGAUGGGAUCCCAGCCUGAUUCUAGCCACGUCUUGCACCAGGAGGAACCAUCCAGGCCCAGCUCGGACACACUGACCACUGUAGAAUCCAGCUCCAGUGAGCCAGACAAGGAGGUGGUGGCAUCUCCAGAUGCAGCAGCUACAACCACUUUUUCCUCCAUGGAGGAACCCGGUCCUAACCCAACAGCCACGCCACCAGUGUGGGACCGUGGAGGACCUCUGCAGCAAGUUGCCUAUCCAGCCUCAGACAGCUGCCAGACUGGCUCAACCAACACAGGCGUGGGGACCAGUGAGGACCUUCGGUUGCCCAGACGACGUCCACCACCAGGGAAACAGAUACCCUGCUCUAGCCCUGGCUGCUGCCUCAGUUUCCCCAGUGUUCGUGAUCUAGCGCAGCAUCUCCGUACCCACUGCCCACCCACACAGUCACUGGAAGGCAAACUCUUCCGAUGCUCAGCGCUGAGCUGCACUGAGAGUUUCCCCAGCAUGCAGGAGCUGGUAGCCCACGGCAAGCUGCAUUACAAGCCCAAUCGCUACUUCAAGUGUGAAAAUUGCCUCCUGCGCUUCCGCACUCACCGUUCGCUCUUCAAGCAUCUGCAUGUUUGUAUAGACCAUGGUCAGAACCCAGCCCCGCCACCACCCCCUGCCCUGGACAAAGAGCCACCUUUACCCGAGCGUCCCCCAGAGUCCGACCCUUCAUCUUCCCUCGGCCUACCAUUCCCACUACUUGAGCCUUUCACCUCUGCCCCCGCUGGGCCCUUCCUUCCGUAUUUGAACCCUGCACCCUUUGGCCUAAGUCCCCCUCGACUGCGCCCAUUCCUGGCUGCCACUGCAGGGCCACCAGCAUCCAGUCCUGCCAUCUGGAAGAAGAGUCACGGUGCUACUAGUAGUCCCAGAAGACCUCAGGGCGGCUCCGAUGCACCCUCAGGUGCGUGCAGGUGACCACCAGGGCAGGGUGGAUGGGGCCUUCAUUCCUGUGCCCUGUACAUGCCUUGUGAAUGCUGGAAAGUGUCUGUCCCUUAAAAAUACAUGAUUUUUACCUUUAAAAAGA